GACCCCCUGGCCUGGGGUCCGGGAGUGUGAGGCCAAGCCUGGGCCUGAGCUUGGCCGGAGGAGGUGGGGCUUCAGGUCACCAGGGAGGCUUCCCGGAGGAGGCAGCUUGAUGGGCCUUGAAGGACAGCCCGGGAGCACGGAGGGAGCAGACGCUGCCACGGCCACCCCUGCUGAGCGGAGAGGACUGUGUGCGUCACCUGCCACUCGGACCCUUGUCUCUUCUGUGACAUGGGGGAGCCCCUCACUGUGGCCAGCAGGAGGCGGGACUCAGACUCGUCUUCCUCGGGGCCUGGCACGGGGCCUCUGCAAGGCCAGGGCCCCGAGGGCAGCUGGGCGUCUGGUCAGGGGGCAGGGUCCCCACGGAGCGCCCUCCGGCUGUGCCCGCGCUGAGCUGGCUCCUCCCCGCAGGGCCAGCAUGGACGACGAUUUCUCCUCGCAGAUGAAGAAGGUGGCCUUGGCCAUGGGCACGUCCCUGUCGGACAAGGACAUAGGCCUGCUCCCCACGGACGUGAGGCACCACGGCGCCUUCAACUACCUCAAGUUCUUCGAGCACAUGCAGAAGUUCCAGGCCUCGGGGCAGCUGGAGGGCGCCAUCCGCAAGGCCUUCCAGACGCUGGACAAGGACAAGAGCGGCUUCAUCGAGUGGAACGAGAUCAAGUACGUCCUGUCCACCAUCCCCAGCAGUGGGCCCGCCGCCCCGCUGACGGACGAGGAGGCCGAGGCCAUGAUCCAGGCGGCCGACACCGACGGCGACGGGAGGAUUGAUUUCGAAGAAUUCUCUGAGCUCGUCAAGAAGGAGAAAAUCCCGAAGAAGAAGUAGCCCCACGCCCACCUGG
Molecule: messenger RNA, 836 nt
Organism: Myotis myotis
Lineage: Eukaryota; Metazoa; Chordata; Mammalia; Chiroptera; Vespertilionidae
Gene: PVALEF
Product: parvalbumin like EF-hand containing
Exons: 4
Coding region: 110-820 (236 amino acids)
Cellular component (GO): nucleus; cytoplasm
Molecular function (GO): calcium ion binding
Source: RefSeq, a predicted model, not a curated record